Molecule: messenger RNA, 14939 nt
Organism: Leguminivora glycinivorella
Lineage: Eukaryota; Metazoa; Arthropoda; Insecta; Lepidoptera; Tortricidae
Gene: LRP1
Product: prolow-density lipoprotein receptor-related protein 1
Exons: 93
Coding region: 355-14409 (4684 amino acids)
Molecular function (GO): protein binding; calcium ion binding
Source: RefSeq, a predicted model, not a curated record
ACUUCCGUGUUUGUGUUUUUAUCUGCAAUUGCACUUGCACCUAUCUUCAGUCGCAUUGUCGGUUCACGGCCGGUUGUUGUCGCGCGCCGAACGCUGCGGCCCGAGCUUUUCGACAUAAAAGCUUUUAUUCAUAAUUCAUGAAGUGCGAUAAAAUUAUAAAUUAAAUCAGUGUCUAAAUGAAAUAAGCUGACAUUGUAUGUAUUUACAUUUGUGCGCGGUCGGUUUCGAUUUUACAUAGGGAUCAAUGAAGUGAACUCCCGUGUGUGUAAACAAGAACAAGAGUGGAUAUUUAUAGAGUGCUUGAGUGUAAGCUGGAGUUUGUAACGUUUCUAGAUAUGUGUAUUAAUUAGUGCAAUGGAGUACAUUAUAGCGGUCCUGGCGGUGGCGGCGGGGGUGUUCGCGGCCCACCCAGGCACGCAACCGCGCCCGGGUAUACCAGGCGAGGAGUUAUCAUUCCCCUCGCUCGGCACCGAGGACGGCGUCACCUCAUGCGCGGCGGGCCAGUUCCUCUGCCGCGACGGCUCCCGCUGCGUGCCCGCUGCGUGGCGCUGCGACGCGCGCGACCACUGCCCCGACGGCUCGGAUGAGAUACACUGCGUUCCUCUGCCGCGACGGUCCCGCUGCGUGCCCGCUGCGUGGCGCUGCGACGCGCGCGACCACUGCCCCGACGGCUCGGACGAGAUACACUGCGAGCACCUAACACCUAUCGCCACGAAGACCAUCUCCAAAGGAUCGUCGGGCUGCAGCCCGGGCCAGUUCAAAUGCAGCAGCGGCCGCUGCAUACCGGCCGCGUGGCGGUGCGACGGCGACGCGGACUGCGGGAAGCGGGACAACUCCGAUGAAAACCCUUUCAUGUGUCAGAAGGAGUUCAAAUGCCCAAACAACACAGCGCUGUGCGCGAUACCCAUAUUCGGGAUAUUCGAAUGCGUCCCUAUCCGGACAUUCUGCGAUGGUGUACCCGACUGCCGGGACCGUUCUGACGAGUGGAAGAUCUGUAACAACUUCACAACAGACCAGUGCGGCCCUCUAAACUGCGCGGAGGGCUGUAAACCUACUCACGAAGGGCUUAGGUGCUACUGUCAGGAUGGAUAUCAACCUGUCAACGGGAAAUGCGAAGAUUUCGACGAAUGCCAACUAGAGGCGACAUGUCCACAAUGGUGUCGGAACACUCCCGGCUCUUAUACAUGUCUCUGCGCUCCCGGGUACAAGAUGUUCAACAGCUCUUGUGUUGCUGUCAAUGAUCCGCCGGACGAGCCAGUAUCCUUACUAGUGAUAACCCAGAAGGGUAUAUCCCGAAUUUGGCCCGACGACAACGCUCCGCCUAAGAAGGAGAACCUCACGCUUUCGGCGCUACAAGUUAAGGCUAUGGACUUUGACUAUUCAAACAGAUCUUUCUGCUACGUGCACCACAACCUCAGCCGCUCUGGCAUAAUGUGCGUAUCUGUAGAUGACUUCUCUAAGAAAUGGCACCGCAAUCCACCGACGCUGUUCCCUUCUGUUGACUCGGUAAACUUCAUGGCGUUGGAUUGGGUAUCGGGGGCCUGGUACCUUGUCGACGGAGCGGCGGGCGCCAUGUUCGUGUGCUCGCGCGACCUGGCGCACUGCCGCCUGCUGCAGGACUCCUUGGCUAAGCUGCGCGGGCUCGCCAUCGACCCCACGCCGCCUGCCAACAAUGAUAACCAGCCUCAUGGAUUCAUAUUCUGGUCCGUGUGGGGCGGUUCACCGGCGCGCGUGGUCCGCACUGAACUUUGGGGCGGAGCGCCUAUGGACCUCGCUUCAUCUCGUGUAGUAUACCCUACGGCUUUGACGAUAGACUUGACUAACAAGUGGCUCUACUGGGUCGACGCUUAUAUGGACAGCGUCGAGAGAAGCGACUACUAUGGAGGGAAUAGGGUCACUGUAUACCGCUCUUAUGAGUCCGAACGCGUAUCCCUAAUCUCAAACUUCGAAGCCUUCCUCUACUUACCCCAAUGGGACAACCAGACCAUACUGAUGACGUCACGCUACGCACGCACACACGCGCGCACGCGGACACGCACACAGAAGAACAUACCUGUGUCGUCACGGGUGACCGCUGCGUUGGUGUUCCAUAGGCAGAGACAGCCAGUUGUUUCCCACCCGUGCGCGGUCAACAAUGGCGGUUGCACGCACAUAUGCGUCACAGCCUGGCGCGGUACAACACCGCGGGCGCACUGCCUGUGUCGUCAUGGUUACAAGACGUCGCACACCCAUCCGCACCAGCCGCCCGUCUGUCACAGAGUAGAUGCAGACCAGUACCUGCUAGUAGCGCGAGGUUCCCCUCCCAUAGUGCAGGCCAUAGUCACCCAGCACCCGCAGUGGGAGGCCGCCGCGCCCGCCGCCGCCGCCCGGCCUACGGCGGCCGAUGUAUACCUGGCCACAGAGUAUAUGUACUUCUCUGAUGUACACAGAUACGAGAUAGUCCGACAGAAACUAGAUGGCACCGGCCGAGAAGUUUUUAUAGAAGAAGACGUUGACAACUGUGAGGGACUUGCCAUUGAUUGGAUGGGCAAGAACUUAUAUUGGACGGACGACGCCCUCGGUCAAAUAUCUGUGGCGCGUCUAUCUAACAGGAAACAACGGAAGGUGCUCAUAAAGGAACCGCACUACCACCCUAGGAGCAUUGUCUUAGAUCCACGAAGAGGCGUAAUGUACUGGUCCGUCUGGGCCAGCUCAUCUACUCCGAAAGGCAGUAUAGAGACGGCCGCCAUGGACGGAUCCGGGCGACGCGUACUAGUCUCCGACGAUCUCCACUGGCCGAAUGGUCUGGUCAUUCAGUCGGACGAACAGAUGCUUUACUGGUGCGAUACAUUCUUGAACAAGAUUGAAAGCCUAGAUCUGGCUACGAACAAGCGAACGACGAUCGUCGCAGCUCCAACUGUCAACGUGCAGAAACCAUAUGGACUUGCACUGAUUGACGGUGAUAUAAUUUGGAGCGAGCAUGGCACCGGUAACAUCCGGCGCUUGGGCGCCGACGGCCAACCUAGCCCCAACACCAAUGGCACCAUAUUGAGGCACCUGCCACCGCCCUUGUAUGACAUACGGCGCAUCGCUGCAGCGGACAGAUUAGGCCGCAACACAUGCACGGAGAAGAACGGCGGCUGCUCGGAACUCUGUCUAGCCACGCCCACCGGACACACAUGUGCGUGUGCCACCGGCCGCGCACCAAUAGCGGAGCGCCCCGCGCAGUGCGGCUCGGGCGCCGCCCCCGCGCCCGCCUGCGAGCAGGGCAAGUUCCACUGCGGCCGCGGACGCUGCAUCGACGAGCUGUACGUUUGCGACGGUGACGCUGACUGCCCUGAUGGCUCCGAUGAAGACAGCUCUCCUACUGGACCGUGUGCAAACAGGACAUGUACUGACGCUCAGAACUUUAAAUGCGACUCUAACCGUUGCAUUCCGAAGACUUGGAUCUGCGAUGGACAAAGAGAUUGUCUCGACGGCUCUGACGAGUCGGAGUCGGCCUGCGCCGAGCACGUGUGCGGCCCCGACCAGUUCCUCUGCGCGUCCUCGCGGCGCUGCAUCCCGGCCGCGUGGAGGUGCGACGGCGCGCCCGACUGCGGCGCCAACGACCGCUCCGACGAGGCCGACUGUAGAGCUACAGAAAACGCAGAAUGCCACCCGCUAAUGUUCCGCUGUCCAAACGGCGGCUGUGUGCCCUGGGAAUACUAUUGCGACGGACGGGCAGAUUGCGCCGACGGCGGCGACGAGCAGCGUUGCCGCGGCGUCACACCUACAAGGGAUGAAGAAGUUGCGAACAAGAACAGCGUGUGUGAAGAACACGAGUUUCAAUGUGCAAAUAAGGAAUGUAUAAGAAAGGAAUUUCGCUGCGAUUAUCAUCCGGACUGCCUCGACAGCUCCGACGAAUCGAACUGCGAGCAACACCGAGCUACCACCCCCGCCCCCACUACCCCUGCGCCUGAUGAGUGUGUGGCACCUGCGUUGAAGUGUGACAAUGAUACCCGCUGCGUACCGUUACUACAGCUGUGUGAUGGAAGCUAUGAUUGUGCUGAUGGGUCGGAUGAAGCUGAUCGAUGCGGCGAGCCUAUGUGCAUCGCAGCAGCAUGCACACAUGAGUGUCACCCUACACCUAGCGGAGCCGUGUGCGCGUGCCCAGCGUCCCUACAUUUGCAGCGCGACGGCGCUACUUGCUCUGAGCGACACAUCUGCCACGACUGGGGCGUGUGCAGCCAGUCCUGCCAGCCGCAGAAGAAUCGCCACAAAUGCACUUGCUACGAGGGUUACAAGCUGGCUGAUGACGGCUUCACGUGUAAAAGCAUAGAAAAAGCCACACCUCUCCUAGUAUUCAGCAACCGCCACGAAGUUCGCGCAGUGGAACUGCCUUCUUUAACCUCUAGAGCGCUCAUCUCUUCUCUCAAAAACACGGUGGCCCUGGACUGGAAGAGAACGGGAGACCAAGUCACAUUAUACUGGACUGAUGUGGUCGAUGAUCAUAUAUACUCCGGCACGGUGCAAGGAAUAGCUCUGAGCGAUAUCAAAGUGGUGAUCGAGCAAGGCGUGUCCACGGCAGAGGGGCUAGCUGUCGACUGGGUGGCCAACAACCUGUACUGGGUCGAAGGCACGCUCCGACAGAUCGAGGUGGCGCGUUUGGACGGCCGGUAUCGCCGCACUCUCGUGUCGGGUGAUAUGGAGAGCCCGCGGGCUAUCGCACUUGAUCCUAAACUUGGUUACCUAUUCUGGAGCGAUUGGGAGCAGUCAGCUCCGCGCAUAGAGCGUUGCAGCAUGGCCGGCAGAAACCGCACGGUAGUGGUGCAAGUCGACGAGAUAGCCGACGGCGCGUGGCCUAAUGGCAUCACGUUAGAUCAUGUCGCCACUAGGCUGUAUUGGAUCGACGCCAAAUCGGACUCAAUCCACACAACGCUGUACGAUGGAACUGGCUAUCAACUGGUCCUGCGUGGACACGCGAUGCUAUCCCACCCGUUUGCAGUCACGCUCUUUGAGUCACACGUCUAUUGGACCGAUUGGAGAAGCAACAGUGUGAUGCGCGCUAACAAAUGGAAUGGAAGUGAUGUGCAAGUUGUGCAGAGGACUAUGAUGCAGCCUUUUGAUAUCAAGGUGAUCCACCCAAGUCGCCAACCAGCCCUACCUUCCAACCCCUGCUCCGUCAACAAUGGUAACUGCACACACCUGUGUCUCAUUGACGGACCGAAUGUGCGCGUGUGUGCGUGCCCACACGUUAUGCGAUUGGCGAAAGACAACGUUACUUGUGAGGUGCAUGAAAAAGUAGUGGUCAUCGGCAGAGCAGGCUCCAUUCGCGGUUUGGACCUUGACGCGCCGUCGCAACCCGUCAUUCCUGCUGUAUGGGGCGCGCAACUGGCCGCACCACGAGCCUUAGCAGCGCUAACUUCACAACGGUUACUGUACUGGAGCGAUGCUGAGACGAACGAGAUAAAACGGACCCGCCUCACCGGCGGCACAGCUGAAACCGUAGUAGAAGCGGCCGGCGUCGGAGGUGCCCUGGCUUUGGACUGGGCCGCUAAAGUUCUGUACUACGUCGCGCAAGGCCAACUGUGGGCCGCGGGCCCGCUCGGCGAAAGGGCUUCUCCGCUCUGCGCUGUUGCUAAUGUGACUUCCAUCGCUGUUGACGUACAAAGGGGGAAAUUGUACUGGGCAGUGUCCAGCACAGGCGACGCAAUGGGUGCGAAGAUGGAAGCGGCCGCCAGCGACUGUAGCGAACGACGGAUUAUCAUUGACGCCACACGCGAUCCUUUACUGGCUGGAGUUCAUAGUUUGACGAUGGAGCCAAAGUCUGGAUGGUUGUACUGGGUCAAUCUCGCGUCUGCUUCCAUUCAGUACAUAGAUGUCAAAACUGGAGAAUUCUUUACCGUUGAAUUAGCAACGGGCGCGCGUCCUUUAGCCCUGGAUAUCCACUUCGAAAGGCUACUGUGGGCCGAUGGAGAUGGUCUUAAAGCCUGCAAGCUGCCCCGCGUGCGAAGCCAAGCUACUCAGAACUGCGUGGAUUCAGAAGUGCUCAGGGCUAACACUGACAACGUGCUAUCCCUCCGCGUAUACGACGCCGCAACGCAGAACUACACACAAGGCGCCUGCGCGCUCAGGACGCCAGCGUCAUCGUGCGCGCACCUCUGCCUACCUGUGUCGGAAACGCGCAGCCGCUGUGUGUGCGCAGCCGGGUAUAAUGCUAACGGGACGCAGUGCAUACCGGAAGAUGAAAUCUUGGUGUACUCGUUGAGCUGGGAGAUCCGAGCGCUAUCGCUCACGGCGCCUUCACGGACCGUUCUGCCGCCCAUCGCUCAGCCGGCGCUCUGCACCGCGCUAGACUAUCGUUCAGAUGGUGACUGGAUAUACUGGGCGGACUCUGAAAGCGGAGCAGUGGCGCGAGCUAGACGCGAUGGUACCGGGCGAGCGGCGUUGGUCUCUCAACCUGAACCGCUUGACGCUCAGCCAGUGGACUGGCUGUCUGGCCUCGCUGUAGACUGGGUAGCCGGCAACAUCUACUGGUCGGACCCCCGCCGCAACCUCGUGGAAGUCGCCCGAGCAAACGGCGACCACCGCUACGUUCUCAUCGACACUGACCCGCUUGCCGUUACAACAUUAUCAGUGGAUGCGAUUCGUGGUUGGCUCUUUCUAUCCGGUGGAGGUUGGAUCCAGCGCUCCAGGCUCGAUGGAUCGCAACGCGAGCUCCUCUACAAUGGCACUGCUGUUGCCGAUAUCGCUUUGGACUCUCAGAACGAGAUGGUAUACUGGGCGGACACAUUCGACGUCUCCCUCUGGCGUAUGCGCUACGACGGGCGCGCACGCGCGUGCGUCGCGCGCGGCGACCCGCUGCGCCACCCCGCCGCCGUGGCCGUGCACGGGGCGCGCCUGUACUGGAUAGACACCAUGUGGAAGCGAGGUUGCAUCCUGUCCGCGCCGCUUACUAAUAUCAGCGAUUACGAGGUGCUCCUGGAAAAUGCUGGGGACAGUCUUAAGGAUCUAUUCAUCUGGUCAAAAGCCUCCCAAACCCUACCAUCGCCAUCAUCCGGACUAGCUAUAAACCCUUGUAGUAAUAAUAACGGAGGUUGCGCGGAACUGUGUCUAUGGGACGGCGCCAGCGCGCAUUGCGCAUGCCCCCACGGCGAUGUUGCUGCUGACGGCAAGAACUGUACUCCGUACCAAUCGUUCUUGAUGUAUUCGCGAGUUACAAAAAUUGACAGCAUACAUUUACAAGAUGAAAAGGACUUAAACUCUCCAUAUCUACCGAUUCAAAACAAGGACUUGAUCAGGAUAGCGAUUAGCCUGGCUUACUGGUACGACGAACAGCGUCUGUUCUACUCGGAUAUCCAGCGCGGCGCUAUCGGCUCCGUACAUUUCAACGGCACGGACCACAAGACGCUUCUUACAAAAAUGGGAGCAGUAGAAGGCAUGGUAUUCGAAUCCCGCACCAAGACUCUAUACUGGACGUGCAACAGCGCAGCCGUGCGGCGCGUACACAUACCCUCGCUCGACGCUCGUGCCGACAACCAGUCGGCCCAGGAUCUAGUGCGCACUGUUAUACAACUAUCGCCAGGGGAUAGACCGAGAGGGAUAGACGUGGAUUCCUGCGAGUCACGUUUAUACUGGACAAACUGGAACGACACAAACCCUCGCAUCCAACGCGCCUACAGCAGCGGACACGAACUCGAGACCAUCAUCUCGAAAGACAUCCUCAUGCCCAACGGGCUGGCUAUAGAACAUUCUACGAGAAUGCUAUAUUGGGCCGAUGCGAGACUUGACAAGAUUGAAAGGUCGUUGCUAGAUGGAUCACAUAGACAUAUCGUAGUCCGUUCAGGGGCAGAGCACCCAUUCGACGUAGCAGCCUGCGAUGGCUACGUAUACUGGUCCGACUGGGUUGGUCGAGCUAUUCUAAGGGCGGACGCAAAAGGCGGUAACACGCGCGCGCUGCGUAAGGACUUACCGAGGCCUAUGGGGCUUGUGUGUGUUACUCCUACACAUCAAACUUGUUCCCCAGACCCCUGCGCGAUCCUCAACGGCGGCUGCGCAGAACUCUGCACCCUCUCCGCCGAAGGCGUCGUCUGCGCCUGCCGCCCCGGCCGGGAACUGAACCCCGACCGCAGCUCCUGCCGCCCCACCGCUACUCACUGCGAAGACGGCCAGUUCGCCUGCGCUGAGGGUCUCUGUAUACCUGAGGAACUAGUCUGUGAUGGAGUUAAUAAUUGUGGCUCGAGGGACGCUAGCGAUGAAGAUCUUUACUACUGCACUUCUCGGGUAUGUCCCGCCGACAUGACACCGUGCGGCGCCGGCGGACGCUGUAUACGUACGUCGUCUCUGUGUGACGGGUUUGACGAUUGUGAUGAUGGAUCAGACGAGCGCUCCUGCGAAUGUCCUGCCCAGCAAUAUAGAUGCGGCGACGGCAUGUGCAUCCCGGUGUCGUCCCGCUGCGACGGGCUCGUGGACUGCACGGACGGCUCCGACGAGGCGGGCUGCCCGCGCGCGGCGUGCGACGCGCUCGGGCCGGGCGCGGAGCCCUGCGGCGGCGGCGGCUGCUUCCUGCCCGAGUGGCGCUGCGACGGCGCGCACGACUGCCCCGACGGCAAGGACGAGGAGGGCUGCGAUACCGAACAGGACAGUACUACCCGUAGCUCCAUUCACUCCCUCGCGCCAUGCGACGGAGACCAGUUCACCUGCGGUAGCCCGGAGCGUGGCGACAUCGAGUGUAUACCUGUAACAUGGCGGUGUGACGGCGUGGUCGACUGUUCUGACGGCUCUGACGAGACUCUACAGUGCGGUCACAGGAACACAACGAAAUGCACAGCCGAUCAGUUUUCGUGCGGUGAUAAAUGUCUGCCGCUGAGCGCUCGCUGCGACGGCACCACAGAUUGCCCGCGCGGGGAAGAUGAAAUUGAUUGUUCCUGCGCGCCUACUGCCUUCCGCUGUGCCAGCGAUAAGAUCUGCCUGCACGAGGGCUUAUACUGCGACGGCGAUGUCGACUGCUCCGACGGGUCAGACGAGCCGCCCGGCUGCAGCCGCACCACCACCCCCGCGCCGCCCUCUCCCUGCACCGAGCCCGGCGCGCUCUACUGCUCGGGACGCUGUCUGCCCGCUGAGCUGGUGUGUGAUGGAAGAGACCACUGUGUGGACGGCGGGGGCGGCGGCGCCGGGAGCGAUGAGGACCCCUUCAUGUGCUCAUCAUACUCCCGCGCAACAGCCUCGGACGCAGCGUUAGGGGUCGCUUCGACCUCGCGCUCCGCCUGCGCGGCCGGCGAGUGGCAGUGCGCCAACCGCGCGUGCGUGCCGCGCGCCGCGCUAUGCGACGGACAGGACCAUUGUGGCGACUUUAGCGAUGAGAGGAGAUGCAACAUCAACGAAUGCUCGAUCCGCAACGGCGGCUGCUCUCAGAACUGCACCGACCUGCCCGUCGGCUACGCGUGCUGGUGCCGCGCCGGCUACCGCCGCGCCGGCCCGCAGUGCCGCGACGUCGACGAGUGCGCCGAGCAGGCCUGCGAGCACGCCUGCAGGAACACGAUUGGUAGCUUCCAUUGCAAGUGCGAGAAAGGCUACCGGCUUAUGGAGGACGGCCUCAGCUGUGCACCGAUCUCAAAUGAACCAGCUUCCCUAAUCUUCACAAACCGCUACUACAUCCGUCGGGUCACCCUCGACGAAUCCCACACUAGCUCUCUUCUCAUCCACGACCUCACUAACGCAGUGGCACUUGAUAUGGAAUGGGAGAAACGCUGCUUAUACUGGAGCGACGUUGCGAGACUUGGCAGCUCGAUCAAGAGGGCUUGUAGCGAGCCGGGGCAGAAUUCUUCGCGAUAUCAGCUCCUCCACGGCGCUACUCUCCAAAACCCCGACGGCCUAGCCGUCGACUGGGUGGCUGGCAACAUCUACUGGUGUGAUAAAGGCACUGACACACUUGAAGUGUCACGUACUGAUGGCGCACAUAGACGAGUGUUACUUAGGACUGGGCUGCAAGAACCUAGGGCAUUGGCGUUACAUCCUGCUAGGGGCACCAUCUACUGGUCCGACUGGGGCACCAACGCGCACAUAGGCCGCGCUGGCAUGGACGGCUCAUCACCUUCCAUCAUCAUCAGUGCAGGCUUAGGCUGGCCUAACGCUCUCGUCAUCGCCCAUGCGUCCAACGAACUAUACUUCGCUGACGCUAGAGAGGAUUACAUCGCUGUAGCUGAUCUGGACGGGAAACAUGUCAAAGUGCUAUUUUCUAGAGAUCGCAUGCCCUGGCUUCGCCUACAUCAUGUGUUCGCGUUGACUGUAUGGGAAGGUCGUAUUUACUGGAGCGAUUGGGAAACCAGGGCUAUAGAGAGUUGCCGCCGACGACCCAACCCACACUACAAACCCAACGCAACAGAAGACCCUAGUUCAGGCGGCGCGUAUGAAUGCAAGACUAUCGCUCACACGGUUCACAAACCUAUGGACUUAAGAGUGCACCACCCUGCAAGACAACCAGCGUCGCCAGAAUUGACGUCGCUGUGUGCUAAACUAAACUGCAGCGGCCUCUGCCUCCUCACGCCAGCGACUAAAGACAAGCCAGUCGGCGCACGCUGCGAAUGCCCCGAGCACUUUGUAUUGCAACCGGACGGCCGUAGCUGUGCACCGAACUGUACAAGCGCACACUUCGUCUGUAACACGACGCUCAAGUGCGUCCCGUUCUGGUGGCGCUGUGACACGCAGGAUGACUGCGGCGACGGAUCAGACGAACCAGAAUCCUGUCCAUCCUUCCGCUGUUCUCCGGGACAGUUCCAGUGCGGUAACGGCGGCCGUUGUCUCCAUCCCGCUCUAAUAUGCGACGCCACGCCGCACUGCGCUGACGGGAGUGACGAGAAAGACUGCGACACGUUCACCUGCCUAUCAUCUCAGUUCAAAUGCCAAGGCAACGUGACAGCGGGCAUAUCGGCCCGCUGCGUGUCGGGCGCGGCGCGCUGCGACGGCCAGCGCGACUGUCCCUCCGGCGACGACGAGCGGGACUGCCCGCCGCGCUCCUGCAAGCCUGACCACUUCAUGUGCGGGGACGGUUCCUGCGUGCCGGGCGUGUGGGUGUGCGACGCGGACGCGGACUGCUCCGACGGCUCGGACGAGGGCGCGCACUGCGCUGCGCGCGUGUGCCCCCCCAGACACUUCCGCUGCGCCUCCGGCCGCUGCAUCCCGCGCGACUGGCAGUGCGACGCCGAGGCGGACUGUCCCCUCCGCGAAGACGAAGCCGACUGCGGCACCGGCGCGCGCCCGGGCUGCGACGCCACCUACUUCCGCUGCGCCGACGGCCGCUGCAUCCCCGGCCGCUGGCGCUGCGACUUCGAGGACGACUGCGGCGACCUCAGUGAUGAGCUGCACUGCGAGCCUCGAAACUGCUCCGAAACAGAGUUCAGAUGUACCAACGGCGAAUGCAUACGCGGUUCCCUACGUUGCUCCGGGGCGGCGGAAUGUGCCGAUGGCUCCGACGAAACUGGGUGUGCACCUUUAUGUGCUGCCAGAGCUAGACCUUGCCGAAGACAGAAGGAUUGUGUGCUACGCGAAUGGUGGUGCGACGGGUCAGUGGACUGCGCGGACGGGUCGGACGAGGAGUCGUGCGCGGCGCCGCCGGCGCCUGCGUGCGGCGCGCGCCUCGCCUGCGCCGGCGCACCCUGCGCGCCCGCCGCCUGGCGCUGCGACGGUCGCCGGGACUGCGUGGCGGGGGGAGAUGAACAAGGGUGCGGGAAGCAUGCGUGCCAACCGCCUAUGUUCAGAUGCGGCAACGAUUCCUGUCUACCUUCUACUCUGCUCUGCGACGGCUACGUCGACUGCCCCGACGGUUCAGACGAAAACUCCAUGAUGUGCAGCAGACGUUCGUCAGAGUCGGUGUGCGAUGACGACGAGCGAAUGUGCGGCGACGGUCGCUGCGUACCCGCGAGCGCUGACUGUGCCACCGGCGAAGAGGGGCCGUGCACUUGGCGCUCGUGUUCGCAAGUGUGUAUCCCGAAACACGCACACAACUACACCUGCAAAUGCUUGGAGGGCUACAAACAUAGGCAAUUGCCGGAUAAUACUUGGACCUGCGAAGCCAUUGGUGAGAAAGCACAGGCGAUAGUAGCCGUGAACGGAUCUCUACGCGCUUGGGAGCUUACGAAGAGAGAAAAGGACUCUCGGGUGCUGUAUAUCGCGGGUGACGAAAGUACUGAAAUAACAUCAAUAACGACUGCCCUCGUUGGCAAUUCAUGGCUUGUGUGGUGGUCGGACACUUCUGGAAAAAUCUCAACUAUAGACGCCACAAACGCAUUGCAAGCUGAUAGCACCACCGUCGUGCGCCCGCCCGUUAAAGUUAUAGUUCAAGACACAGCUAUAAUCAGAGGUGUGACCUUUGAUUGGGUGUCUGGACGUCUGUACUACACGGCCGUUACUAAAGGUGGAGACGGCGAAGGAUAUUCGCGAGGCAGCUAUGGUGCCGUGUACGUGUGUGCUCCAGACGGUCGCAGACGCGUUACCCUCAUGCGACGCAAGAACGCUGAACCCGACGAUAUCCUCAUACAUAACGCCACCAGACAAAUAUUCUGGUCGGACCGCGGCGCCACCCCUGGCAUCAUGGCGGCCGGGCUCGACGGCGCGGCGCCGCGCUGGCUCGUCAAACGUCGCGUGCGCCGAGUGACAGCCCUAGCACUCUCCACCGACCGCCUGUACUUCGUCGACGCGUAUUAUGAUACGCUGGAGAGUGUGAAGUUAGAUGGGAGCGCUAGGGUUGUGUUGGCUACGUUCGCUAAGCGACCAGCUAACGCGCCGGUGGUACAUCUACCCAUUGAGACAGGCAACUCGACGUACAAGCCGUUCUCGAUCCCCACGGAGUCCUGCGCGCGGCUCGCCGCGUGGGAGGACUGGCUGUGGUGCGCCGCCCGGCGGGGCCUAGCGCGCCUGCCGCGCCGCGUCGCCGCCCCCGCGGUAGCCCCCAGGGCCUUGCUACCCGUGUCUGCCCUGGCUGUAGUGCAUCCACAACUUUGCAGAUCUACACCGGAUCCAUGUAUUCUGCCAAACGGGACCGGUGCGUGCCAUUCCAGCGCGCUGUGUGUACGGAGUGCAACCGCUGACUUCGCCUGUCUGUGUCCCGACGGACUUACUGCCAUCAACAUUACUUCGGAACCGAAGGAGCGCGAAUGCAUCAUCACCCCGGCCGCGACCGUGACGGAGGGCGCCUGCCCCCUCGACUGCGGCCCCGGCGCCUGCCGCCCGGGCCCCGCCGGCGCCCCGUACUGCCAGUGCGGGCCGCUCUACGGCGGCGCCAGGUGCCAGCACUACCGCUGCGGCGCGCAUUGCAACAGGCGGGGCAAGUGUGUCGUCGACAAGGACGGGACCACGCUCAGGUGCCAAUGCUUCUCCGGGUACACCGGCGACCGAUGUGAAACUGAGGUACUACCCGUCGUGUCGCCCUGCGCCACGUGGGAGUGCGACAACGGAGGGACCUGUCACGAGAUCAGAGGGCUACCGAGAUGCGCCUGUGAAUCUGGAUACAUAGGAUAUCACUGCGAACGCUGCGAUGGCGAUAUGAACGGAUUCUGUGCGCCCGGCAACGUGUGUGAACAGACCGCCACUGGACCUAAGUGCAGGCCCUAUAUGUGCCAGGGACUCUGCCAGAAUCAGGGCACCUGCAUAGUAUCGCCCUACGGUCGCGUGUCCUGCGCAUGCCCGUCCGAAUGGUCCGGCGCGCGCUGCGAGCGGCGCGCGUGCGUGGACGCGGCGUGCGCGACGCACGGCGCGCAUGGCGCUAAUGAUGUGCAGGAUCGACUCAAGUUUGGAAAUGAUGACCACGACUACAAGCCUCAUGGAAAACAAUUCAAGUUACCAUACUGCAGUCACGGCGACUGCGAGAACGGAGGUCGCUGCAUCGCCACUUCAGCGGGCAUGCGGUGCGAAUGCAAAGGAGCUUAUGGAGGCCCCUUCUGUGGACACUAUGUGGGCCACGGUCACGCGUGUACUACUGCCAACUGCAGGCCACCGUCGCUCUGUGUGUGGACUCCUGUCGACGAUCCAAUGCUCCCAGGGCAAGCGUACUGCGCCUGCAUAGAGGGCGCCAGCUGCACUCCGCCCCGCGACCGCAAUAUAGCAGAAGCCGCGCCCACAAGUUCCGGUGGCGCCUGGGCCGGGGCGGGAGUGGCUAUACUGCUGUUGCUGGCUGUUGUUGGAGCGGCUAUAUACGUUCUACAUAGGAGGAGACAUGGAGCGUUCGUGCACGCCCGACUAGCUGACAACGUUGAGAUCAACAACCCGAUGUAUUUGGCGGACGACGAGCCGCCGAGGAGAGAUCUGCUACCGCCACCUAGAGAGAACGGCGGCAACCACUUCGCCAACCCCGUGUACGAGAGUAUGUACGCGCCGAGCGUUCCACAACCCGAGGAGCAAAACUUACUCGCCGAAGCCUCCGACAGCUCGCCCGCUGAGCGCGCCGCACUCUUGUAAGAAGUCUGGAAAAUGGCAGUAGUUAAUACUUUAUUCAGUUUAUAUUACUUGUCUACAGAGAUGGAGAAUGGUAAACACUUCGACAACAGUUCACACCUCGAACACUGGCGAUCAAAUAUAUGAAAGAGGCGCGUUCUUAGCACACAGUCUAAGCUCGUGUAACGCGUACUAUGUGUGUAUGAGUGAAAUAUGACAGGUCGACUGUUCGAGUUUUUGACAGGCUUUAACUGUGAGGUAACCGAGAGGUAGGCGGCACUUUCAGCGGGGAGCGGGAGUGGCCAUACUGUACAAUAGUACUCUUUAUGACAGUGACAGUGUUUACUAUAGUCUGUAUCUUUAUGUGUUUAAAAAAGUAGAAGCAAAAUCAACCCUCAAAAGGCUCCUUAUGCCAGUUGGGGGUAAAUUAAAACAAUACACGACUGAAUAUGAAAGAUAAAGACAGGUUGCUCAGUGACAGAUCCGCUUGGUUUUUGUAAUUGGUUGGUUAACCGACAACUUUUGUAACUACCCGAAAAUUUACAGAUUAUUUG